Messenger RNA from Paramormyrops kingsleyae, 3535 nucleotides. It is a transcript of the gene aars2, whose product is annotated as alanyl-tRNA synthetase 2, mitochondrial (putative). Gene Ontology annotation, cellular component: cytoplasm; mitochondrion. The record is from RefSeq and is a predicted model, not a curated record. Gene Ontology annotation, molecular function: nucleic acid binding; alanine-tRNA ligase activity; ATP binding. Lineage: Eukaryota; Metazoa; Chordata; Actinopteri; Osteoglossiformes; Mormyridae. Gene Ontology annotation, biological process: alanyl-tRNA aminoacylation.
UCAACUUUCACCCCUUACCAGCUCCUGCCCUUCUACUGUAAAUAUGGCCGCUGUCGUGCCUUUAAGAAUCUCACGUAAAUGUAUCUCUACGAUAACAUGUACGAACGGAUAUAGAUUAUUUUCAACCACACAGAAGAACAGUGUACUUACAUCGAAGGAUGUGCGGCGUAUGUUUAUAGAUUUCUUUAAGGAUCGACAUCAGCACAGGGUCGUUUCGUCCUCCCCCGUGCGCCCGCGGGGAGACCCAAGCCUGCUGUUCGUCAAUGCCGGCAUGAACCAGUUCAAGCCCAUCUUCCUGGGCUCGGUGGAUCCCCACACUGAGAUGGCGCGGUACCGGCGAGUGGUGAACAGCCAGAAGUGUGUCCGUGCCGGAGGCAAACACAAUGACCUGGACGACGUCGGCCGGGAUGUCUACCACCACACCUUCUUUGAGAUGCUGGGAAACUGGUCCUUCGGCGACUACUUUAAGGAAGACUCCUGCGCCAUGGCUUGGCAGCUUCUGACCGAGGUUUACGGCAUCCCACCAGACCGGCUCUACGUGUCCUAUUUCGGUGGUGACGAGAGGCUGUGUCUUAAGCCUGACAGAGAUACACGGGAGAUUUGGCUAAGCAUGGGGGUGCAUUCUAAUCGAAUUUUGCCCUUUGGGAUGAAGGAUAAUUUUUGGGAGAUGGGGGAGACGGGACCCUGUGGCCCUUGUACGGAGAUUCAUUACGAUCACGUCGGGGGGAGAGACGCAGCCUGCCUGGUCAAUGGGGACAGCGCAGAUGUGGUGGAGAUCUGGAACUUGGUCUUCAUGCAGUACAACAGGGAGGCCGAUGGGAGCCUGUGUGCACUGCCCCAGCUCAGUGUGGACACUGGCAUGGGCCUGGAGCGGCUGCUGGCCGUCCUGCAGGACCACCGCUCCAACUACGACACUGACCUCUUCACACCCCUGCUGGCCUCCAUCCACCAGUGCUCCAAAUGCCCAGAAUACCGUGGCCAGACUGGGGAGUCAGACGUGUCAGGGGUGGACAUGGCGUACCGUGUUAUCGCCGACCACAUCCGCGCUCUGACAGUUUGCAUUGCUGAUGGAGUAUAUCCAGGGAUGUCAGGAGCUGAACUGGUCCUGCGGCGGAUUUUGCGCCGGGCUGUACGGUUCUCCAUCGAGGUGCUCCAGUCUCCCCCGGGGUCUCUGGCUAGACUUGUGCCCACAGUGGCCCACAUCCUUGGUGAUGCUUAUCCUGAAGUGGCCAAAGAGACAGAGACGAUCAUGGACGUCAUCAAUGAGAAUGAGGCCCAGUUUCUGUCCUCGCUGAGCCAGGGCCGGCGUGUCAUCGACAGAACCCUGUGGAGGAUGGACGGGGCUCGGCUGUUCCCAGGAUCCAUCGCCUGGUCCCUGCAUCGCAACCUGGGUUUUCCCCUCGACCUCAUCAGCCUGAUGGUGGAGGAAAAAGGCGUUGCCAUGGACACAGAAACCCUGCAUAGGUUAGCAAUGGAGGAAGAGAAGUUGAAGACCGAGGCCCAGGCGUCUGACAUGCAGAGCUGCGCAGAGCUGGAUGUCCUCACCCUCACUGAACUGCAGAACAAGGGCGUUCCCUUCACAGAGGACUCGCCAAAGUACCACUACAGUCUGGGGCAGGAUGGGAAGUAUGCGUUCCUGCCCUGUCAGGCCACCAUCCAGGCACUCUACUGUGGACAGGCCUUGGUGCAGGAAGUGCAUGAGGGCCAGAGGUGUGGCAUCAUUCUGGACCAGACCUGCUUCUAUGCAGUGCAGGGAGGACAGAGCCAUGACCAGGGAUACUUUACCCAAGACAGCCAGCCGGACGUCCUCUUCCCUGUGGAGAAGGUGCAGCUGGUCGGAGGGUACGUGAUUCAUCAGGUCACUGCCGCUGAGACCCUCCGGAAGGGAGACCAGCUUCAGCUCUUUGUAGACGAGGCCCAGAGGCUGGCCUGCAUGGUGAAACACACAGCCACACACAUCCUCAACUUCACCCUCAGGCAGCUGCUGGGAGAGGAGGUGGAGCAGCGGGGCUCUCACAUCACGACGGAGCGCCUGCGCUUCGAUUUCAGCAUCAAGAAACCACUGAGCACCCACCAGCUUCAGGACGUUGAGAAGAUGAUGCAGGACAUUAUAAGACGAGACGAGCCUGUUUAUGCGGAGGAGUUGCCCUUGCUGGUAGCCAGAGCCAUACCGGGACUGCGAACUGUGGAUGAGGUCUACCCUGAUCCAGUGAGGGUGGUGUCAGUAGGUGUCCCUGCGUCUGACCUGCUCUACAGCUCCAACCCCAGCACAACAUCUGUUGAGCUCUGUUGCGGAACGCACCUCCUGAGGACAGGAUACAUCCGGGACUUCGUCAUUGUGUCUGAGAGGCAGAUGGUGAAGGGAAUCAGUCGCGUUGUAGCCGUCACAGGAGAGGAAGCAAAUCAGGCUCGCGAGGCCGGCCACGCCCUGGCCCAGGUGGUGGAGUCCCUGUCUGCACGGGUGCCAGCAGCGCCCCCCUGCCUGUCCUCUGCACAUGGCCUGUCUAAAGAAGCGGGUUUGCUGAUUGAUGCCGUGGAGAACACAGCCAUCCCCCAGUGGCAGAGGAGGGAGCUUCAGAGCCAGCUGCGAGCUCUGCAGAGGGUCGCCAACACCAUGGUCAGGAAGCUGGAGAUCGCUGAGGCAGCCAGCAAAGUUCAGGCGUUGCUGAUGAAACACAGGGAAGAAAAGCUGGUCGUGGACACCGUGGACACAGACUCAAUAUCGGUGCUGAUGAAGGCAGUGAAUCAGUACAGUAACCAAGCCCCUGGGACCCUGGUCAUGUUACUGUCACACCAGCAGUCUGGAAAGGUCCUCUGCGCCUGUCAGGUGCCCAAGGGCUGUGGCCCUCUGUCUGCCAGCGACUGGGCCCUGGCCGUAUGCACCUCUGUUGGGGGAAACGCCGGCGGCUCCACCACCGUGGCCAAGGGGACAGGAUACACCACAAAUAUUACAGAGGCCGUCCACUGGGCGAAGGAGUUCGCAAAGGGCAAUUGGAGGAGCUGAGCGCACUGGGACAUCACCUGCUGUCUGUUUCUCAUAGAGAACUACCUUGUUAUUAAGGGACUGUAAAUAAUUGUUCUUGUAUAAUUGUUGUAUAACAUUCAUGGAGGAAAUUGAAUAUUAUGUGGAAGAUCAGCAAUGUGAAAUCCCCUUCAUAAUAUCCAAGUGUGGUUGGGGUUGGUCUCGCUGUUAUUUUAUUAUUGUUUAUAUUGGUGUUCACAUCUGAGUGGAAGAUGGUUGAACGCGAGGCAUUGAGGACCUUAGCAUGGAGGACCGUGACUCUAUGAUACUGCCAAACGUUAAAUCUCCAGCUUCUGGCGAGGACGACCUCUGCUGCCUGCAGCAGACUAACUGGAAACAGUUACUCACAUAUCACUUACAAAAAUCAUUUUCAUAACUGAAGUUUUAUUGCCUCCUUUUACGGCACAACAUUUUAUAGUCUUCUUUUAAUUGGGCUAAAUAUUAUUUUAAUGAUAAUUACAAUGAUAAAAUCCCAAAACACAUGUACGCUAAAUAAAACCAUUAUAUAACUGG